Hyphopichia burtonii NRRL Y-1933 is the source of this 986-nucleotide messenger RNA. RefSeq lists its product as uncharacterized. The transcript has a single exon. The coding region runs from base 382 to 759 and encodes 125 amino acids. The record is from RefSeq and is a predicted model, not a curated record. Lineage: Eukaryota; Fungi; Ascomycota; Pichiomycetes; Serinales; Debaryomycetaceae.
CCAAUAACCAAUUUUGAUAUUUUGAAUCGAUUAAUUCUGAUUUAGUAUAUUCAAAAUCUAAUAAUUUUUCACUACUAGACACUUUUGUAUCUUUUGGACUGAGUUUCCUUCGAAUGAUAUUCUGGUGUCUUGCAGGAGAUAACGGGGUGGAUGGUCCUCUUUUAGCAGAUGUUUGUAAUUUAGGACUUACAUCAAGUUUUUCUUUAUUACUUUUUGUUAAACUGGGAAUAUCAUUUUCGUUUUGAAUUCCUAACCCGGUCAUAUUGCUUGGUUUAACGUGUAUUGUCGCAUGGGUGGGUGAUGGUUCGGUGAGGGCCACGGUCAGAGACAUUUCGAUCUUGUUGAACUUACCACUGAUUGCAAAUCAAGGUCUUCCUAUCAAUGGGUAUUAAAUGGGAGAUUGUUUACAAAAAUACCCUAACCCUAUUAAUCUCCCCCUUCACACCCGUACACCAAAAACCCUCCGGCCUCUGCGGUACCGGUGUUUACCUUGAUGCAAAAGAAUACCCUAAAACACGGCCAUAUAAAGUCUGCCAUUGGGACAGAUCCAAACGAUUCACCAUAACCAUGGAACCAUCCAGAUGCAGCACGUCAACGUCUGCUCGCAAGCCCCGGGACCAGGAGUUGGGCCAGUACAUUGCCCGCCUAACGGGUACGGGACGAACCAGUGCAGCCACUGCCAUUUACCAGGAUAAUUCAGAAGCGGUCUUCUACUUCAAGGACUACUUUCCCUCUUCCACAGGGCGCCUCAGUCACUAGUCAAGCCCAGGCCAAGUCCAAUGGUCCAAUCAAGACACUGAUCGCAUCCAAUCAAGACACUGAUCGCAUCCAAUCAUUACAUGCAAUCAUUAAAUCAUUACAUCCAUACAAUCAAAUCCAUGCAAUCAUUACAUGCAAUCAUUACAUGCAAUCAUUACAUGCAAUGAUUACUGUAUAAUCAAUCCAUAAUGCAUCCAAUACAUCCAAUACGAAGAUGAGAAUACAAA